UUUUUUUUCGGGUUAAUUAUCAAUCCGCGAAUAAAUAUGAAAAUGGCCCAAGAAUUAAAUGAAAUAAAUUUAACCCACCAGGAGUUGCAAAUUCUUUCGGAGUUAGACAGCCGGCAGUUUGGGCUUCUCAAGUUAAACCAACCGGAACAUGCCAAAAAAAAGGCAUUGGUUGUGAAAGCUAUCAAGUAUCUGGAGAAGAUGCUGAUACAGGCCCAAGCUGAGCAGACUAAAAAACGGAAAAGAAAAGCCGACUGUCUAGAUGAUGAAAAUUAUAAAGAUAAAUUUGAUGAUGAGGAUAAAGGAAUUAGCAUAGAUCCUAAAACAUAUUGCAAAUUGGGCCAUUUUCAUUUACUUCUUGAAGAUUAUAGCAAAGCCAUGUCAGCGUACCAGAAGUUUUUCAAGUUAAAAGCCGACUACUGGAAGGACCCUUGCUUUCUUUUCGGACAAGGACUUUGUUAUUAUCACUUCAAUGCCUACCAGUGGGCUGUAAAAUCGCUGCAGAAGGUACUGUGGGUUGAUCCUAGUUUUUCACGUGCCUGUGAAGUUCAUGUGCGACUCGGGCUCUCGCACAAGGUUCUCUCAGACUUUGAUGCUGCUCUCAAACACCUGACACUUGCACUUAUUGACGCUAGUACACCAGCUUCAUUUACUAAACUUGAAAUAAGAUUCCACAUUGCCCACUUGUACGAGGUCCAAAGUAAAUAUCGGCUGGCCAAGGAGCACUACGAGGGCCUACUGAAGGAAAAAAAUUUGUCAACACAUCUGCAGUCGGAUAUUUGUCGUCAACUAGGAUGGAUGUACCACGUCGUUGACAGCUCGAUCCUAGGGGUGCAACAUAAGCAGCACAAGCAGCAUAAGCAUGCAUUUGCAAUCCAUCUUCUUCAGAAGUCUAUUGACGCUGAGCCGAAAAGCGGACAGAGCCUGUAUUUACUGGGCCGUUGUCUAGCAGCUGGUAAUAAAGUUCACGAAGCCUUCGUUGCUUAUAGGAAUUCUGUUGAGAAGACUGAAGGCAAUGCAGACACCUGGUGUAGUAUAGGUGUCCUUUAUCAGCAGCAAAAUCAACCUACGGAUGCUCUUCAAGCUUAUAUUUGUGCUGUGCAACUAGACAAGACUCAUUCUGCAGCCUGGACUAAUCUUGGGAUUUUGUAUGAAUCUGUUAAUCAACCAAAAGACGCGCUUGCUUGUUAUCUUAACGCUUCAAGGAGCAACAGUAAUUUAUCAAGUCCAACGACAGCAUUAGUUGGCUCAGGAGGUGUAAAGUCUGAUGGGAACGUAUCUAUGAAUCCAUCUUUACAUCAGCGAAUAAGUUUUCUCCAGAGUCAUCUAAGUCAAGCUCCGAUGCCAUCUGUUGCAACAAAAAAACGCCCGUUUCCGUCAAUUGAAGAAGCAUGGAAUUUACCAAUAAGCGCCGAGAUGUCUAGUAGACAACAGCAGCAGCCUGCGAACCAGGCAGGUUAUAAAUACAAUGCGACAACACCUUCAGGACCCCCGCCACCGUACCCUCAAGGUCAAGGACCAGCUGUCACCACUAAAAGAUUUAAGGCUGGCGAGGAGCCGAUUUUGGCACCGCAGCCGCAGCCACAGCAACAACAGCCCCAGCAGCAGCGACCACCCUUUUACCUGACGACCCAGCAACUUCAAAUGCUCCAGUUUUUCCAACAAAACCAGGGAAAUUUGACCCAGCAGCAGCAGACUGUGCUGCAACAACUCCAAGUCCAGUAUCGACUUAUGCAGCAACAUCAGCAGCAGCUUAGAAUUCAGCAGCAGCAAGCCGCUCAGCGGGGAUUAAGACCUGGUCAGCCUGGAUAUCCUACAGUUUACACAAACGUCAGAGAAGGACAACAGCAAGUUCAGCCAGGUGUAAUAAAAACCUACGGGAUGUCACAACAGCCCCAGGGAGGCACAGUAGCACUGCAAACAGGAUUUUCCGACUCGAAUGUCGCUUACAAUACCGCAGCAACUGGCAACGCGCAGCAAAGUCCAGGCAUGCCUUACAAGUCCGCAGCAGACUCGAGCUACACCCAGCGAGCUGGCCAGUACAAUCACUACCAAGCGAACCAGUACGGGACCCAGGGAUACACCCAGAUAACAUCAACCACCGGGAACAACUACCCGGAGAGCAGCGUAGGUUCCAAGGACAUAAACGUGACGGACCAAGAGCUGCACGCUCUCCUGUCUCAGAAGGACCUCGCGACGACUCUUGCGGAAGAUCUUCUCAAGCACUUCGGGUCCGAGGAUCUCGACGAGAAAGAAGACCCGAUCCCGAUAAUGAACAACGGGACCCUGAGCUCGGGUCCGUUCUCGCCCUCUAACCUCGACAGCGAGCGGAUCAAGGAAGUUAAAGUAGAAAGAGUCGACCCGGACUGUGAAAUAAACUCGCUCGCCGACAGUGUAAAGUGUGAAGCAACUUCUAGCACUAAUAAUAGUAACAAUAAUAAUAAUAAUAAUAGUAAUAGUAAUAUUAAUAUUAGCAAUAGAAUUGACUCAAUACGUAGCAACAGUAGCAAUAGUACCAGCGAGCCGGUGUUGAAACUAGAAAGUCUCCGAGAGUCACCGGUAAAUCCCGAGUUCUCAAUCGACAUGGACGCCAAGAGUAUUAUCGAAGCUUGCAAAGGCCAGGGUUUGAAAGGCGUGCCAAAUUGCUCAAUACUUUCAGACCGCUCGCCUCCACCAGCGCCUCCAGAGGCUCCAGCCCAGAGACUGACCCGCGAGCAGCUUCUGCCGCCGACGCCCAGCGUGUAUUUAGAGAAUAAAAAGGAUGCAUUUAGUCCGCAGUUGCAGGAAUUUUGUCUCAAGCAUCCGAUAGCUGUGAUUCGCGGGCUUGCGGCAGCGCUCAAGCUCGACCUCGGUCUCUUCUCGACCAAGACCCUGGUCGAGGCGAACCCUGACCACGGGAUAGAAGUGAGGACCCAGAUGCAGCAGACCAGCGACGAAAACUGGGACCCGGUCAUGUCCAGGAAGGUCUGGGGCUGCAUCAGCCACCGCAGUCACACGACUAUUGCCAAGUACGCCCAAUACCAGGCCUCCAGUUUCCAGGAGAGCCUCAAGGAGGAGCGCGAGAAGUCCCAGGGCAUCCACACGGCUAAUCUGUCCGACUCCGACUCCAAGGACAGCACUGGGGUCGUCAAGAGGAAGAAGAAUUCCUACGGGCUGGCUGGACGCCCGGGGUCCAAGAUGCUCAGGUUCGGCACCAAUGUCGACUUGUCUGAUGAGAGAAAGUGGAAGACCCAGCUCCAGGAACUGAUGAAGCUCCCCGCGUUUGCUAGGGUUGUUUCUGCUGGAAACAUGCUCAGUCAUGUGGGGCAUGUUAUCUUGGGCAUGAACACUGUCCAGCUGUACAUGAAGGUCCCGGGGAGCAGAACUCCCGGCCAUCAGGAGAACAACAACUUCUGCUCGAUUAAUAUCAACAUCGGGCCGGGUGACUGCGAGUGGUUCGCUGUUCCAGAUGCUUACUGGGGAGUUAUUCACAACUUGUGCGAAAGGAAUAAUAUCAAUUAUCUUCAUGGGAGCUGGUGGCCCUCCCUGGAGGACUUGUACGAUGAGAACAUCCCGGUUUACAGAUUUUUACAGCGACCUGGAGACCUCGUCUGGGUCAAUGCUGGAUGUGUUCACUGGGUACAAGCUGUUGGCUGGUGUAAUAAUAUUGCUUGGAACGUGGGACCAUUGACGGCGAGGCAGUACCAAUUGGCCAUUGAACGCUACGAGUGGAACAAGCUACAGUCAUUCAAGUCCAUUGUUCCUAUGGUUCAUUUGUCCUGGAACUUGGCCAGGAACAUCAAGGUUUCUGAUCCCAGGCUCUUUGAACUUAUUAAGAACUGCUUGCUCAGGACUAUGAAGCAGUGCUGUAUUAUUUUGGAGUUUGUCAAGAGCAAGGGGGUUGAAGUUAGAUUCCAUGGCAGAGGAAAGAAUGAAGCGUCUCAUUACUGCGGACAAUGUGAAAUUGAAGUUUUCAACAUUUUAUUCAUUCGAGAACAAGAAAAACGUCACGUGGUCCACUGCAUGGACUGUGCCCGAAAACAAGCCCCGUCUCUCGAAGGCUUUGUGUGCCUUGAAGAGUACAGAAUGCGUGAUUUAAUGGAUGUUUACAACGGAUUUACACUUCACACGACCUCAAUUUCCUCAGCGAUUUCUGCGCCGCAGUCCAGCCAGACUUCUUGAGGAUUUGUUAUGGAGCACAGAUAUUCCGACGAGUUAGAAACCCUGGAGUAGAGGAUCUACUUUACGACUCGAAUGUCUGUGAGGCCAACAAUUCACUAUAAUUAUUAAAAACAGAUUACUAUUAUUACAGUAAUAAGUAAGUAAACAAAAAGCCUCGUCCACGUACCUGAGAGUUACUUUGUAUUGUGGAAAGAAAGAUAAAACUCGUAUGGUGAGAGAGCGUGGAACCUUACCUAUAGUUUUUUUGUUUUAUUUUUUAACUUAGUUAGAACUAUUUGUACAAAUAAUUAACCUAAUUA
Molecule: messenger RNA, 4457 nt
Organism: Cotesia glomerata
Lineage: Eukaryota; Metazoa; Arthropoda; Insecta; Hymenoptera; Braconidae
Gene: Utx
Product: lysine-specific demethylase 6A
Exons: 11
Coding region: 37-4158 (1373 amino acids)
Biological process (GO): regulation of gene expression
Cellular component (GO): MLL3/4 complex
Molecular function (GO): protein binding; RNA polymerase II cis-regulatory region sequence-specific DNA binding; chromatin DNA binding
Source: RefSeq, a predicted model, not a curated record